GGCCCCGGCUUACGCUACCCUAUCACGGUCUCGCGACUCCAUAGAAGGACAGGUGAAAAGGUCAAGAGACAGGAAGCCCUCCUACAAUACACAUUCAAGUUCAAGCGCACUAUUGGCGACCCUGACCUCGGCGAGGAGCGUGAAAUCGAGGAGACUGGGUACGGCGACUGGGACUGUCCGUCAGACGGCACUGUCAACAAGUGGCAUGUUGCCGAGGGCGACGUCGUCAGUCGCGACCAGCUUCUCGUGGUGAUCGACGAACCAUGCUCCCACGAUACACAGUUCGCCGGGCUUUGCACGAAGUGCGGCAAAGACAUGACCGAGUCCAAUUGGGCCGCAGAGGGGCUCGACGUUGAUCGUGCAACCAUCUCCAUGGUGCACGACAAUGUCGCCCUCAAAGUCAGUGCGAGCGAAGCCGAGAAGAAAGAGGUGGAGCUUCAAGAGCGACUUCUCAAGCAGCGCAAGCUCAGUUUGGUGGUCGAUUUGGAUCAGACCGUCAUCCAUGCCUGUGUCGAGCCUACAAUCGGAGAGUGGCAGCGUGACCCGACAAAUCCCAAUCACGAAUCCGUAAAGCAGGUGCGCAGCUUCCAGCUUGAUGAUGGGCCGAAACAUGACAAUGCCCCGAAAUGCUCAUACUACAUCAAACUACGACCAGGCCUGGAAGAGUUCCUCGAGAGACUUUCGGAGCUGUAUGAGAUGCAUGUUUACACCAUGGGCACUCGGGCAUAUGCACAAGAGAUUGCCAAGAUCAUUGACCCCGAGAUGAAGUACUUUGGCAACCGGAUCAUUAGCCGCGACGAGAACGGGAGCAUGGCAGCCAAGAGAUUACAGCGACUCUUCCCCGUUAGCACGCACAUGGUGGUCGUCAUUGAUGAUCGCGCUGAUGUUUGGCCUAUGAACCGAUCCAAUCUGAUCAAGGUCACGCCGUACGACUUCUUCAGGGGUAUCGGUGAUAUAAAUUCCAGCUUUCUGCCCAAACGAGAGGACGUCCUCGCUCCUGCGCCAAAUCCUGUCACACUUCCUCCUAACGGCAGUUCUUCGAGCAAUCCGAAUGCGCCUGGCCACGCCAACAAUAUACUUGAACAUGAAAGAGCUGCUGCCGCUGCAUCAGACGACGAGAACGCACUACUUCAGUUACAGGCAGAAGAGCAGGAACGCACACUUGAGAAGCAAUUGACCGAGCGACCCCUUCUGCACUUGCAAGAAGAGUUAGAGAAAGAAGAGGCAGCUGAUGCCGGAGCUACUCCUACACCAGAAAUAGCGCAAACCACGGAGCAAAAUGGCCAUUCUGAAAGUCCCUCGACUCGCCACAAUCUCCUCCGCGACGACGACGAAGAAUUGAAAUACCUCGAGGAGCACCUCACCCAACUACACCGAAACUUUUACACCCAACACGAGUCCCGCGUCGCAGCCCAGAUAAAGGAGACCGGCUCGGACGUCAUCACUGCAGACACUAUUCCAGAUGUUGGCAAGUUGCUUGAGUGGAUCAAGAAGCGCGUUCUGCGGGGUUGCAGCAUCGUCCUCAGUGGUUUAGUCCCGCAAGGUAUAGAUGUUGAACGCUCAGAGAUUGGUCUACAGAUUCAGAGCUUUGGUGGCGAGAUCCGGGACAAAAUCAGCAAGAACGUCACACAUCUCGUUAUCAGUAGCUUAAGACCUCGAACCCAAAAGGUUCGCCAAGCUGCACGGAUUCCAAGCAUCAAGAUAGUCAACCAGGAUUGGUUAGCCGGCACUCUUGCACAGUGGACACAGCUUGAUGUGGAGCCGUUCCUCGCGCAAAUACAUCCGGCAGACCGCGUCAGCCACACCCCCGUCGAGGCAGAUGGCAGGGAAAGCGAGAGCGCAAGUCUCCCCAUACCUGAGGACCCAGUAGACGGAGACAAUGGUGAUGAUGAUGGCACUGAAGAGUCGGGAGGCGAUGACGGAUCCGACGAAGAUGAGGACGAUGAAGUCCAAGAUGUGUACGGUGUUAUGCCUGCUGAACCAGAAGAUGGCUCGACGAGUCCCGUUGAUGAUCUCAAGAACAUGGAUUGGGGCGAGCUGGACGCAGAGUUUGAGGAGUUCAUGGGCUCUGAUGCUGGUACUGACUCAGACGGACAAUCUGAAUUUGACGAU
This is a messenger RNA of Truncatella angustata, 2112 nucleotides long. RefSeq lists its product as uncharacterized. Lineage: Eukaryota; Fungi; Ascomycota; Sordariomycetes; Amphisphaeriales; Sporocadaceae. The record is from RefSeq and is a predicted model, not a curated record. Gene Ontology annotation, cellular component: nucleus. The transcript has a single exon. The annotation marks the transcript as partial. Gene Ontology annotation, molecular function: RNA polymerase II CTD heptapeptide repeat phosphatase activity.